Rhipicephalus microplus (southern cattle tick) is the source of this 659-nucleotide messenger RNA. It is a transcript of the gene l(1)10Bb, whose product is annotated as BUD31-like protein. Gene Ontology annotation, biological process: mRNA splicing, via spliceosome. NCBI's taxonomy places the organism in Eukaryota, Metazoa, Arthropoda, Arachnida, Ixodida, Ixodidae. The record is from RefSeq and is a predicted model, not a curated record. Gene Ontology annotation, cellular component: spliceosomal complex; nucleus.
GCUCGCGAGUUGCGAAGCCAGUGCGAUUUUGUAGUGUCCUGACGCGCAGUGGGUCGGAUUUCCUAGUGGUGCGUGUUUUUCGCGAUUGAAUAAAAGCAGCGGCUGGUGUGACCCGAUCAAGACAUGGGCAAGGUUAGGCGAAGCAAGAAGCCCCCUCCCGAGGGCUGGGAAUUGAUUGAGCCCACUCUGGACGAAUUGGAGCAGAAAAUGAGAGAAUGUGAGACGGAGUCUCACGAGGGCAAGCGCAAGGUUGAGUCCCUGUGGCCCAUCUUCAAGAUCCACCACCAGAAGUCCCGAUACGUGUUUGACCUCUUCCACAAGCGGAAGGCCAUCAGCAAAGAGCUCUUCGAGUACUGCAUCCGCGAGGGUCUGGCCGACCGCAACCUGAUGGCCAAGUGGAAGAAGCAGGGCUACGAGAACCUCUGCUGCCUGCGUUGCAUCCAGACCAGGGACACCAACUUCGGCACCAACUGCAUCUGCCGCGUCCCCAAGGGGAAGCUAGAAGAGGGUAAGAUAGUAGAGUGUGUCCACUGUGGAUGCAGAGGAUGCUCGGGGUGAAAAGCUGGCCACUCAUAUCCACCAUCGCCGGGAAAGCUCGUCUACAGUGUCGCUGAAUAAAAACUUCUUUGUACAGCCAAAAGUUAGGUGUGCAGUGAUGA